Ambispora gerdemannii is the source of this 1260-nucleotide messenger RNA. The record is from the annotation of a GenBank genome assembly. Lineage: Eukaryota; Fungi; Glomeromycota; Glomeromycetes; Archaeosporales; Ambisporaceae.
AUGUCUAAAGAAUCGCAAAAUCGAAACGAUAAUAAUAAUAUUUUAAUAGAGAAUAAUUCAUCGGGAAAAAAAUUAGAUUCGAAUCGAAUAGAUAAUCAGAAAAAUUCCAAGACAGAUCAAAAUACUCAGCAACCACAAUUACAGAGUGGAGCAACGGGAAAAAUAAAAGAUGGGAUAAAGCCGGGAAUUGCUGAACUUGUUCAAGAUCCUAUCAAUUCCAUAAAAUUUAUAAAAUUCUUACAUCCCAGCAAGAAACGUUUAACAGAGACUGAACUCGCUAACUAUAACGCGCGUUUACUUCGCUUCAAUAAAUUUAAAGACGUUUUACAGAGCUCUAACGUAGAUCUAGCCGCACUCAGAAAAUUUAGUUGGUCAGGAAUACCGGAUGAAUUACGACCAAUGGCGUGGCAGUUUCUUCUUGGAUACCUUCCUUGUAAUUCAGAUCGUCAAGUAGCUACAUUAGCACGUAAACGGAAAGAAUAUGAGGAUAGUGUGUCUCAAGCAUAUGCAAAAGGGAUUGAGGGAUUGGAUCAAGCAAUAUGGCAUCAGAUACAUAUCGAUGUGCCAAGAACAAAUCCCGGUACACCAUUAUAUCAAUAUGAAACCACACAGCAGUGUUUAGAACGAAUUCUUUACGUCUGGUCAAUAAGACAUCCAGCUAGUGGAUAUGUGCAGGGCAUAAAUGACCUCGUUACACCUUUUUUCCAAGUAUUUCUCGCUGCAUACAUAGAUGACGAUCCCGAGUACUAUAAUCCCGGUAGUUUGCCUAACGAGGUGUUGAGUGUUAUAGAGGCAGAUAGUUUUUGGAGUUUGUCGAAAUUGCUGGAUGGGAUUCAGGAUAAUUAUACAUUUGCACAACCUGGGAUACAACGACAAAUAGGAAAAUUAAAAGAACUUAUAAAUCGAAUUGAUUCCACACAUCUUCAAGCCGAAGGAGUUGAAUUCAUUCAAUUUGCAUUUCGGUGGAUGAAUUGUUUAUUGAUGCGGGAAUUGUCAUUAAAAAAUACUAUUCGCAUGUGGGAUACGUAUUUGGCAGAAGGUCCAGACGGUUUUUCCGAAUUUCAUUUGUAUGUGUGCGCAGCGUUUUUGGUAAAAUGGUCUGACAAAUUAAGGUCGAUGGAUUUUCAGGAAAUCAUGAUAUUUCUUCAAUCGUUACCUACUUCUCAUUGGGUCGAAAAAGACAUUGAACUGCUGGUUUCGGAAGCGUACAUGUGGAAAAGUCUUUUUCAUAAUGCUCCGAAUCACUUGUCGAGAACUUGA